GGGAGUUGUGAGACUUCCAUUUUCAAACCCGAGACGAAAGAAGGGACGAUGUUUUUCUUUGUUUACUUGAAUUUUUAUGUUGUUAAAGUUCUGUAGCUUUCGAGAAUAUUUCAUUUUGUGAUAAACUACGAUAAGAAACGAUGGAUUCAACAGAAGACGACAUAUCUGCUCGGGUUUUGUUGAGGAGAGUUCUGCACACGGAGUUACCAAGGUCUCCUGUAACCUCUAGUGCAACAAAUGUACGGCGGAGCAUGAGGCUGAAAAACACCCCUGGACUGGAGAGUCCUGGAUCUGCCUUACGACACAGACUCAAGAAGAAGCUCCAUGAGAGUGCCUCCCUGUCACCCCUCCCUUCACCUAAACGGCCAAGGUCAAUGGUGCCAAAUACGAACCCUCCUGUGACGGUCCCGUCCCCAGUGUAUGAUGAGGACAUGACCACUCGUGGUCUGCUCAGGGGGAUCAUUCAGAUGGAGACCGAAGCGUCACUGCUGAUGUCUGGUCAGCCUGCACUUCAAGCAUCAGAGCCGAAUCCAGCCGAGGCCAGUGUGUCCAGCGCUGGAGAGAGAACUGAAGGUCUGUCUGGAGUGGAGCUGUCUGAUCUGACUCUGAACACUGAACCCCUGACGCAUGUGGUCAGAGGACUGAGCCGCAGGAGACCACAGCGUGCCUUCAGUGCGUCAGCGUUCGAGAAACAGUUAGAUCAACUGCCAGAGGACGUCUCGCAUGUCUCUCAUAAAGGUGAUAUCUCUGAGGAGAAAGCGGAUGCAUCUCAAGAUUUAGAUUGGUCUUCUGGCUCAAAAAGUGGCCUGAACCUGACCUUGAAGACCCCAUUUGUAGAGAAGCGCAUUGAGAGGGUAGGGCUUCAGAGGAAGGUGUCCAAUCGGAGGCUGCCAUCUGUGGAUGCAUUUGAUGAGGCCGUUCAGAGAUGCUUGGAGCAGGGUCCCAACCAAGAUCACUCUUUAUUUCAGGAUGGAAAAACCCUAGAAGAUUCUUCCUGGCAGAAGUUCACACUCUGCCUCAAUGAUGUCACAGAGCUUUACGUCCAGCCUAAAAAAGACGACACAGCGGGACCGUCUGCAGAGAUGGAGAGGGAUGCAGAGUACGAGAGAGAAUAUGAGCUUGAGAGAGCCAGUGAAAUUCCCGACUCAGUACCUUUAAUUCAAGAAGGAAAAGAUCAUGAGUUGGAAUCACAGGAUGAUGAUGAGGAAGAUGUGGUGCCUUCAUCCCAAGAGAAUAUGUUUUUGAGUCCAGAAGAUGAUAUUGUACUUGCUCCAACGCAGGCAAUGACAGAAUCACUUCCUGAAUCUCGUGAUGUGGAGCUACAAGAUCGAGAAUUUGUGGAGGAAGUUGAGAUUGGGAACGUUGUGGAAAUUGAGGAUCAGAAAGUUGUGGAAAUUGAGGAUGACAGCAUUGAGGAUGAGAAUGUUGUGGAAGAUGAGGUUGAGGAAGUUCAGGAUGAGAAUGUUGAGGAGAUCGAGGAUGAGGAGGUUGUUGAAGCUGAACAUAGAACAGAGAACCCAGACACCUCACAGUAUCUAGAGCGAAUAACUCGUAGAGCUCACCGCUCAGAGGGAGGAGGCUCUGUCUUGGGAAUUCCAGCUGCCACGAGAGUCACAAAGAGUUUUGGAGCUGGAUUGAACCCCAGAGAGAAAGAUCUUUUGGAUUUUAUAGAUGGGAACAGAGACUUACAGGACUUUUCAGAUGAAGAAAGAGAACCACCGGGCAGCCCUGAGUUUCCUCAGCUCCACCCUGCAGCAGAGCUCAGCACACCAGAGCAGAGGUCACAGCAACAUGAGGCUAGUCUGGCUGAGGAAGAUGUGCCAGAGUUUGAAGAAGAUGAUGACGCUCCAGAAGAACUAAACCAAUCAGAGGAGGAGGAGGAGCUGAUGGACUCUGGGUCAGCCAGUCAGAGCCCUGAACUUGCACAGGAAGAGGAGGAGGAAGAGGACGAUGAUGACGACGCUCUUAGUGCAGAACUGUCCGUGAAAACUCCUGCGUUUGUAAGACAGAAGAGAGUUUUCACAAGUUCUAUUGAGCAGGCUAUGCCAACAGCCCUUAAAGAAGUGAAUGCUGGUCCUGCCCCUCAGGUUGCCAAACGAGCCCCCAGACAGAAGCGUCAGACAGGGGUUGAUGUUCUUCCCAAGAGUUACGUCAUGAGUAUGUUCAAGCACUUCGCCAAAACCAGGGUGGCCAGUGACAUCUACCCUGCCAUUAAUGAAAUUCUUAAGAAGUACUUUGAACGGCUUGCAGAUGAUCUGGAAGCGUACUCUACUCACGCCAAACGUAAAACUAUUGAGGUUGAAGAUUUUGAGCUCCUCAUGAGAAGGCAGGGCUUUGUGACAGACAGCACGCCUGUCAAUAUACUGAUAGAGAAAUAUCUUCCGCUGGAGUAUCGGAAACUUCUCAUCCCGGUGGCCACUAGUGGAAACAAAGUCAUCCCAAAACAAAGAAGGUGAACAUGCAGAUGUGACGGCCAUCUUUAAUCACUGGAGAAGGCGGCUUCGCAUAUCUGCAUGUGUUCUUGUAAAUUUGUUCAUAUGUUCAAAACAAUAAAUGCCUUGAUUUGUAAAUAAGGAUUUGUGUAAUAUAUAUCUGCUAUUUGUUGCAGCACCAUUAAGAAAAUAAGCUUUCAGUUCUUUGUAUGUUUUAGCAAUUUAUGUAUAUUUUCCAAAACAAAAAUUAAAA
Molecule: messenger RNA, 2685 nt
Organism: Sinocyclocheilus grahami
Lineage: Eukaryota; Metazoa; Chordata; Actinopteri; Cypriniformes; Cyprinidae
Gene: cenpt
Product: centromere protein T
Exons: 13
Coding region: 141-2456 (771 amino acids)
Biological process (GO): kinetochore assembly; chromosome segregation; mitotic cell cycle
Cellular component (GO): kinetochore
Molecular function (GO): protein heterodimerization activity; DNA binding
Source: RefSeq, a predicted model, not a curated record